AGAGGAACAAGAGAAACUGAAUGUGUGGGUCGCUUUGCUGAACCUGGAGAACAUGUAUGGCACAGAGGAAGGACUGAUGAAAGUUUUUGAAAGAGCAGUUCAGUACAAUGAGCCUCUGAAGGUCUUUCAGCAAUUGGCAGACAUCUACAGCGCGUCUGAGAAAUAUAAGGAAGCUGAGGACCUAUAUAGUACAAUGCUGAAACGCUUCCGUCAAGAAAAGUCUGUGUGGGUAAAGUACACCACUUUUCUUCUGAAGCGUGGUUUGGUGGAGGCAGCUCACAGACUUAUGCCACGGGCACUGAAAUGCUUGCCAGACAAAGAGCACGUGGAUGUGAUUUCAAAGCUGGCACAGUUAGAGUUUCAGUUUGGUGAUGCAGAACAUGGCAAGGCCAUGUUUGAAAACAUGCUGAGCACAUACCCUAAACGUACAGACGUCUGGUCAGUGUACAUAGAUGUAAUGAUAAAACAUGGAAGCCAAAAAGAAGUCCGGGAUAUUUUUGAAAGAGUGAUUCACCUAAACUUAACAGCAAAGAAGAUGAAGUUCUUCUUUAAACGCUACCUGGAGUAUGAGAAGAAGUAUGGCACCGUGGAAACCAUCCAGGCUGUGAAGGCAGCAGCAUUGGAGUAUGUGGAAUCCAAGAACAACCUUGCUGAGAGCUAACAGACUUCAGGGUCUUACUUACCCAGUAUGUUGAGAAGGGAAGUGGACAUGCCUCAUCUGUAGUACGAAAAGCCCUCUUGCUUUUUUGCAUUUCCCAACGAGCUCAAUAACAGAUUGGAAUAGCCAGGACCACACAUUAACAGUGUAAGUGAUGUAAAUGUUUUACACCUUUUAUAUCCCUCCCCCCAAACUCAAAUAAAAUAAUUAUAUUUA
Molecule: messenger RNA, 874 nt
Organism: Thamnophis sirtalis
Lineage: Eukaryota; Metazoa; Chordata; Lepidosauria; Squamata; Natricidae
Source: RefSeq, a predicted model, not a curated record